Molecule: messenger RNA, 3538 nt
Organism: Bombyx mori (domestic silkworm)
Lineage: Eukaryota; Metazoa; Arthropoda; Insecta; Lepidoptera; Bombycidae
Product: putative sodium-dependent multivitamin transporter
Exons: 10
Coding region: 240-1943 (567 amino acids)
Biological process (GO): transmembrane transport; sodium ion transport
Cellular component (GO): membrane
Molecular function (GO): symporter activity
Source: RefSeq, a predicted model, not a curated record
AGUUGUGCUGUGAAGUUUUUUGCAAUAGUGAAAAGGACAAUUUUUGGGUAUUCAUUUAGGGUUACCAAGAUUUAAAAGUAAACCUCUAGUUUACAAUUUACAUUUAAUGGUACAAGAUUGAGGCUUAUAAAAAUAAUAUGAGAAAAAAAAAGCAAUAAAGCUAUAACAUUAGUUGACGUGUAAAAUAGAUAGUUGUGUGUUGUGAUUUAGUUAUUAGCAGAGUAUAAAUACGGAAGGCCAUGGCGUUAUCAGUAUUUGGAAUAUGUGACUACCUUAUAAUGGUAGCGACUAUGAUCGCUUCUGUGGCUAUUGGAGUCUAUUUCCGAUUUAGUGGAGGAAAACAGAAAACAAACGAGGAAUACCUCUUAGCCGAUAGAAACAUGUCAAUAUUACCGGUCGCGGUUUCAUUAAUGGCCUCAUUCAUGUCGGCGAUUACUCUUCUGGGAGUGUCGGCAGAAAACUACUAUUUCGGCAUGCAAUUCGUUAUCAUAAAUAUAGCCUACUUCUUAGCAACUCCGAUAGCUAGUAGAUUAUAUCUACCCGUGUUCUUUGGCCUUCAAAAAACAAGUACCUAUGAGUACUUAGAACUGAGAUUUGGGUCUCAAAUACGUAUGCUGGCGUCUCUGACGUACACUUUACAAAUGUUAUUGUACAAUGGCAUAGUGCUUUAUGCUCCAGCUAUUGUAUUAGAAUCUGUGACUGGUUUAGACAGGAUAAUAUCGAUACUAGUUGUAGGCUUAGCUUGUACGUUUUACUCGACUUUAGGAGGGAUGAAGGCCGUAUUAUUUACUGAUUUACUGCAGUCUUUGCUGAUGUUUGCCGCUGUGUUGAGUGUGGUGGUAUUUAGCGCAGUCCAAGUCGGCGGAUUCGGACAAAUAUUUGUUCGUGCCCGGGAAGGUGGACGAUUAGACUUUUCCAAUUUCAGUGUAGAUCCCACCCAGAGGCACACUUGGUGGUCACUCAUUAUUGGAGGAAUGAUAACUUACUUAUCACUGUAUGCUGUCAAUCAUACUCAGGUACAACGUCUGUUAACAGUGAGCACGUUGGACCGAUCCCAGCAGUGCCUCUGGUGGAAUUUGCCCGUGAUGUCUGCUCUCAGUAUCAUUACAUGCAUCAGUGGAUUAGGCAUCUACGCCGUCUAUAAAGACUGUGAUCCGUUGACUUAUCACGGAAUUACUGCUAUUGACCAACUGAUGCCUUACUACGUGGUACAAAUGAUGAAGUCAGCUCCCGGUCUUCUAGGAUUAUUCAUCGCUGGUAUAUUCAGUGCUUCCCUCUCCACGAUAUCAGCGGCUUGUAAUGCACUGGCCGCAGUGACUCUAACUGAUUACGUCAACAGAUGGUUCUUAAUACCUUCAUCCUAUAUACCCUGGAUGACAAAGCUAGCAGCCUGUACUUAUGGAUUCCUAUUCCUCGGCCUUGCUUUCUUGGCUGAACAUUUAGGAGGGGUAUUGCAAGCAGCUUUGACUAUCUUUGGAGCUGUUGGGGGCCCGUUGUUCGGAGUUUUUACUUUAGGCAUGUUUACUACUUUUGCAAAUGAGAGGGGCGCAUUCGUCGCUCUAUUAACUGGCAUGGCGCUUACUCUGUGGAUGAGUUUCGGCGGACCGCGACCGACGCCUGCGAAACUGCCGCUAAGCGUAGACGGAUGCGGUUUUAAUGUCACCAAUCCACUACCGGCCGUGUCGACGAACUUCAGUGACUACUUUUACCCGUACAGAAUAUCGUACAUGUGGACCAGUCCGAUUGGAUUCGUCUGGGUGUUAGCUGUUGGGACAGCGAUAUCUUUAGUGUGGCGACAGCAACAACCAUGGGAACGCGAUGGGAAACCCCAUCCUGACCCCGCGCUCUUCACUCCGCCCCUUGCCAAGCUACUUAGAAAGAAAUAUGGUGAUAAGCCUCCCGUACAGCGCGGAUUAUUGAAGGAAUCAAGUCUACAUAAUUAAUUUUUAAAAUUGAUAAGCGGCGAAACGGCUUUAUUAUGAAUUAGUAUUAAUUUAUAUCAGCCAAAACGGUUUUUUUAACCCGUAAUUGUAUACUCUUUAAGUACAUUGACUUACAUAUUUUGAAGGAUGUACUCUCGUCAAUGAACAUUAGGUUAACCUUUUUAUAAUUGAGUGACAUACUGCAAUGAAUCUUCAUUAAAAUUUGAUAUAGAUAUUAAUAUAUAGAUGCUAAGUUUGUGACACAAUAUGUAUAAACAAUACUCGUUUCGCUAUGGUGUCGUAAAUUUGAAUUAAUUAUGCUAUCAUAUGGAACGAGGUUUUGUGUUAAAAUAGGGGGGGCCAUUUGCUUAAUCUUGUGUCUGAUUUAUUAAAUAAAUCUCCCUCAGUACUUUAAGCAGAUAAUGUUAUUAAUUCGCUUUAGGUGAAAGUGGAUACAGUUAACUACUACAAGUAAUAUGUUUAAAUUAAAUUAUUUAAUAUAAAAAUUUACAUGUCUACGCCACAGUUGUCCGUUCUGCCAUUUUAUUAAAUUAAUACGUGAAGCAAAAACUUUGUAUCCCUUUUUACGAAAAUUGCGCGGACGGAGGAGUAUGAAAUUUUCCACACUUAUAGUGAAUAUAGAGAAGAAGUGCACAAAGCUAAUAUUUUGUUUAAAUAAUGCAUAAAAGAUACAUUAAAUCAAUAAAGAAAAUAUUACACACACUACAUACAUGUAUUUGACGCACACACGCAUGCAUACUAUUUAUUGUCAAACUUUUGUUCUUGACGUCUGUUGUCAAAUUGAGACUACAUUAAAUAUUGUUUGUCUUUAUCAAUAUUUUUUUAUAGAGUACCUAGCCUUACUGAAAUUUGUGAUUAUAGAAGUAUAAAAUACAAUCUUAAUAGUGUACAAACUUACAAUUCCAAUUAAUUAUAAUCGAAUUUCGACUACUGCGGGACCUCUAGUUUUAUUAAAUGUUUGUUUUGACUUAAAGUAUGACAAUAAACAUAUAUUAAUUGCAUUAUUAUAAUUACAAAGGUUGUAUAAGUAAUGUCUAAAAUAUGAAUUAUCAAAACAAAUUAUUUUGUAAUGUUUUGUUUCAAAAUAAAUUCGAUUUACGUAUUCAGACUAUAUUCGAAAUUGGUGACUCUUUCAUAAUUUCUUUAAGACCCAAAUACGAACUUCGAAUCACCAUUAUACAUACAUAUAAGGGAGGUAAUGAGUAUAUUAGGGUUUCGGUUACAUUUGUUCUUUUAUAUAUAUUUUUAUAGUACAUAUUAUUCUUUAUAUCCUUAUGUUUGUUGGGUGUAUUAAGUAAUUUGAUUAUUUGGUGACACUUUUAGAUUGUUUUUGUGAUUCGUUAAAUUAUAUUGUUAUUGAUGUAUGUUAUGUUUGCAUCUGUUUUAAAUACGUCCUGUCUUUUCUUCGUUAUGAUUUAUUUUGGUAAAAACCUACCUAUUUAUUUCAGAAGCUCAUUCGAUCGACUAUUGAUGUAUUAGAAAGAUACUUAUUUUUUACCUAGUUACAUAUAGCAUGUAUUGUUCAAAUGUUAGAUGACGUUAUUUAUUUUUUGAAACGUAAAAUGUAUGUACUUAAAAUAAAACAAUCCAAAAUA